GUAUAUAUUGGUUAUGAGGUAAACUUUAUAUAUUGGCUAAUAGUAUCUUUCACUUUUAGAUGAAAGUUCUCCUGCAAAUUUUUGGGAUUCUAAAAACAGAGGUGUAACAGGAACGCAGAAGGGACAAAUUGUCUGGAGAAUUGAAACAGGUCCAUAUUUUAUGGAACCUGAAAUUAAAAUUUGUUUCAAGUAUUAUCAUGGAAUCAGUGGAUCUUUGAGAGCUACAACACCCUGCAUCACUGUGAAAAAUCCAUCUGCUAUGAUGGGAGCUGAUGGCACUGAAGGUUAUUCCGCUAGCCAACAAUGUAGAAAAUUAGCCAGCUUUACUCUAUCAGAUCUCAGAGCAGUAGGGUUAAAGAAGGGAAUGUUUUUUAAUCCUGACCCUUAUCUGAAGAUGUCUAUUCGACCUGGAAAGAGAAGCACAUUUCCAACAUUUGCACAUCAUGGCCAGGAAAGGAGAUCAACUAUCAUAGCGAACACUACAAAUCCAAUAUGGCACAGAGAGAAAUAUUCAUUUGUUGCACUUUUAACUGAUGUUUUGGAAAUUGAAAUAAAAGAUAAAUUUGCCAAAAGUCGUCCUAUCAUCAAGAGGUUUCUUGGAAAAUUAACUAUUCCGGUUCAAAGACUCUUGGAGAGACAUGCAAUUGGUGAUCAAAUACUCAGCUAUAAUCUUGGUAGAAGACUCCCAACCGAUCAUGUCAGCGGAUAUUUACAGUUCAAAGUUGAAAUUGUGUCAUCAGUUCAUGAUGAUGCUUCUCCAGAGGCAGUGGGCACAAUGCUUGCGGCAAGUAACAUAAAUGGAGACCUUGGUACACCUUCUGAUGAUGAAGAGAUGCCUGCUGGUCAAGAUGUGCAUUCUACAUGUUCCAAUGGCCCAGUUCUUGCAGAAACCUUUUUAGAUGGAUUAAGAUGCGGCAGUUCUGCUGAGACAGACUGUGAAGAGGCAGCUAGUACUUCAAGGAUAUCUCCCAUCCGUAGUCGCCAGGAUUCACUCAAUGACUACCUUGAUUCCCUUGAACAUAGCAACAGUGCCAAAAGCAGUGCUGCUACAUCUGUCCCCUGCGAUCGAUCAUUAGGCGCAUCACCAAAGCUAAGAAGCAGCUUUCCUACUGACACAAGACUUAAUGCCAUGCUUCACAUUGAUUCAGAUGAAGAAGAUCAUGAAUUUCGGCAGGAAUUGCUAUGUAAUUCCCCCCUCCUGGAUGAAGGUGGCCUUGUUUUACAUUGUGGUACUAAUAAAAAAAAAGAUAAUUGUUUGGGUUCAGAAGCAAAUCGAGUGGAAAGUGGAAACUGUGAUAAUGCACAACUGAAUUUACAAACUUCUGAUAUCAGUGGAAGUAACAUGCAGGCCAUUAGUUUAGACCUUCCAGCUGGAGGAACAGCUGAUCAGGAGGAUGAAAUUACUGUGGCAGUUAAUGUUGAUGUGGAGGGUGCAUCAUGUAUUGCCAUGGAAACACAGGCAUCCUCAGCUGUAAGCUCUGAGAGACAGGAGGGGAUCCCAAACAGGGAAAGUAAUGUGGAUACAAAUUCUACUGACUCAAUGAUGGGUACAUCUUCUCAGGUAUUGUCUGAAAUGGGUGCAAGCAGCUCGUUACAUACGCAGACUUCAUGUGAAGGCAGUAGAGUUGCAGAGGAAGGGGCAAGUAAAAAUAAUAAUGGUACACUUUUUAAUUGUAAUGCUACUUCUAGCAGUUUUACACACAAUGCCUGUUCUUCAUCUUUAGAAAGUACAGAAAUCGCUGGGUUUUCCCAAAAAGACAAAGGAUGUGGGGCCUUUGAAUUUGAAUCUGAGUGUUCUGGUGGUUUAGAAGUACAGGCUUCUCUAUGCAAUCCUUGUUCUCUUCCAAUUGUAAACAUCAGCCGAAAUAGAGAUGGAGAUCAAGAAUUACAGAAUGAAGUAGAAGGGACAGAGGAAAUUUGGCAGAGAAGGAACAUGCAAACAGUUUCAACCAGUGGUCAGCCGACUCAGGAUGAAGAGACUGGUAGCGCGCAGGCAGCAUGCAGAAGUAUGAUACAGUCAAGUGUACAAAGUGAAGGUGCCUCAUCAGGUUCUCAGUCAAAUGGCCAUCAAGCUUUAAGAUCACUUCCUUCAGUCCGGCAAGAUGUCAGCAGAUACCAGAGGAUAGAUGAAGCUCUGCCACCUAAUUGGGAAGCGAGAAUUGACAGUCAUGGAAGGAUAUUUUAUGUUGAUCAUGUAAAUCGUACAACAACAUGGCAGCGUCCUACAGCGCCUCCAGCUCCACAAAUUCUGCAGAGGUCAAAUUCUAUUCAGCAGAUGGAGCAGCUUAAUAGACGGUAUCAAAGCAUCCGAAGAACAAUGACAAGUGAUCAGCCAGAUGAGGCGGCAAAUCCAGUUGAUGCAGUGGUACCAGCUGAGGAUGUUGAUUAUCAUCAUUCAAAUGCAGACUUCCACAGAGAGAAUGCACUUCCUCAUUCUACCUCAAGGUCGAGGCUCAGUCUGCUUCUUCACUCUCCCCCAGUGAAAUUCCUCACUAGUCCUGAGUUCUUCACAGUUUUGCAUUCAAACCCUAGUGCCUAUCGCAUGUUUACAAAUAAUACUUGUUUGAAGCAUAUGAUCACCAAAGUUCGGAGAGAUGCACACCAUUUUGAACGUUACCAACAUAAUCGGGAUCUUGUAGGAUUUUUGAAUUUAUUUGCCAAUAAGCAAGUUGAGUUACCAAGAGGCUGGGAAAUGAAACAUGAUCAUCAAAGCAAGCCCUUCUUUGUUGAUCACAAUUCUAGAAGCACUACAUUUAUUGACCCACGUCUUCCAUUACAAAGCAGCAGACCAACUAGUGCACUAUUACAUCGGCAGCACUUAACAAGGCAACGCAGCCACAGUGCUGGGGAGGUUGGAGAAGAUGCACGACAUUCAGGGCCCCCAGUUUUACCUAGGCCUUCUAGCACCUUUAAUACGGUCACUAGAGGUCACUGUCAGGAUAUGAUGCCAGUAGGUUACAAUGAAAAAAUUUGUAGCGUUCUUGCGUCAACCGAACAUCUUUGAAAUUCUCCAGGAACGCCAGCAUGAGCUCUGCCGAAACCAUUCUCUCAGGGAAAAGAUACAGUUUAUUCGGGCAGAAGGACCCUCAGGACUUGUUCGCCUCUCUGGUGAUGCAGAUCUUGUUAUUCUAUUAAGUCUUUUUGAAGAAGAAAUAAUGUCAUAUGUUCCACCACAUGCCUUAUUACACCCCAGCUAUUGCCAGUCUCCACGUGGCUCGCCAGUGUCUUCUCCACAAAACUCCCCUGGAACUCAGCGUGCCAAUGCCAGAGCACCAGCACCUUAUAAGAGGGAUUUUGAAGCUAAGUUACGGAAUUUCUACCGAAAAUUAGAAACUAAAGGCUAUGGUCAAGGACCUGGGAAAUUAAAAUUAAUUAUAAGAAGAGACCAUUUACUUGAAGAUGCCUUCAACCAAAUCAUGGGAUACUCCAGGAAAGAUCUGCAGAGGAAUAAGCUGUAUGUUACUUUUGUUGGCGAAGAAGGAUUGGACUACAGUGGGCCAUCAAGGGAAUUUUUUUUUCUUGUCUCAAGAGAAUUAUUUAACCCAUAUUAUGGUUUAUUUGAAUAUUCUGCAAAUGACACUUAUACGGUACAAAUAAGUCCAAUGUCUGCAUUCGUUGACAAUCAUCAUGAAUGGUUUAGAUUCAGUGGCCGAAUCUUGGGUCUUGCACUCAUACAUCAGUAUUUACUAGAUGCCUUUUUCACACGCCCAUUUUAUAAGGCCCUUCUACGAAUACUUUGUGAUUUGAGUGAUUUGGAAUAUUUGGAUGAAGAAUUUCACCAGAGCCUGCAGUGGAUGAAGGACAAUGAUAUCCAUGAUAUUCUGGACCUUACUUUCACCGUGAAUGAAGAAGUAUUUGGGCAGAUUACAGAGAGAGAACUUAAACCAGGAGGAGCAAACAUUCCUGUAACUGAGAAGAACAAGAAAGAAUACAUUGAAAAAAUGGUGAAAUGGCGAAUUGAAAGAGGAGUUGUACAGCAGACGGAAAGCCUGGUGCGGGGCUUUUAUGAGGUGGCAGAUGCUCGUCUCGUCUCUGUGUUUGAUGCAAGGGAGCUUGAGCUGGUUAUUGCAGGAACAGCAGAGAUUGAUUUAGGAGAUUGGAGAAAUAAUACAGAGUACAGAGGAGGCUACCAUGACAAUCACAUUGUCAUCAGAUGGUUUUGGGCUGCUGUUGAAAGGUUUAACAAUGAGCAGCGUCUCCGUUUGUUACAGUUUGUUACAGGUACUUCUAGUAUCCCAUAUGAAGGUUUUGCCUCCCUCAGAGGCAGUAAUGGGCCAAGACGUUUCUGUGUGGAGAAGUGGGGAAAAAUCACAGCUCUUCCAAGGGCCCAUACAUGUUUCAACCGACUAGAUCUUCCACCUUAUCCUUCAUUUUCUAUGCUUUAUGAGAAGAUGUUAACUGCAGUUGAGGAAACAAGUACAUUUGGCCUUGAGUAA
Molecule: messenger RNA, 4436 nt
Organism: Staurois parvus
Lineage: Eukaryota; Metazoa; Chordata; Amphibia; Anura; Ranidae
Source: the annotation of a GenBank genome assembly